Anolis sagrei ordinatus is the source of this 4297-nucleotide messenger RNA. RefSeq names its product signal transducer and activator of transcription 6 (gene STAT6). Gene Ontology annotation, molecular function: RNA polymerase II cis-regulatory region sequence-specific DNA binding; DNA-binding transcription factor activity, RNA polymerase II-specific. The record is from RefSeq and is a predicted model, not a curated record. Gene Ontology annotation, biological process: defense response; regulation of cell population proliferation; cell surface receptor signaling pathway via JAK-STAT. NCBI's taxonomy places the organism in Eukaryota, Metazoa, Chordata, Lepidosauria, Squamata, Anolidae.
GAGUCCAAGGCAAAGACUGGGCUCUGCGAAUGCCUAGACCGGCCCAGGGCUGGCCCUUCCCUCUUCCUGGAUUAGACGUACAUCAGAAUUGCUUCAUCAAAGAAACACUUUCACUUGUGAGUCAGUGGCUCUGUGACGCUUGUUUCUCUCUUCCUUUCAACCAUUCGCCUUCUCUUCUCCGCCCCAGUCGCGACUGGGAAUCGACUAAGAAGCGGGCAGCUCCUUGGCAGGAUUAAACCCGAAGGAGUUCAGAAACAGAAGGAGGCAGGCGAGCGAAGGGAUCACCGGCUCCUUAAAGCAGCGAACGGGACUACUGUGCUGAAUGACCAAUUCCAAGAUGUCCUUGUGGAGCCUUGUCUCUGACAUGCCUCCAGAGCGGUUCAAUGGCCUCUUUGAAGAGUUUCCUCAUGACCUACGCUGCUUUCUGGGAGACUGGCUGGAAGCUCAGCCAUGGGAAUUCAUCAACAACACAUCAGACUCUUUCUGUGCUGUUCAGGCUGCAAGACUACUGACUGCCAUGGUGAAGCUGUUACAAGACCUGGCCAAUGAAAAUGGUUCUCCUGGCCCAAUGCUUCAAGUUACAGCUAACCUUGAGAACAGAUACCGAAGAGAGCCACUGAAGUUGGUGGAGACAGUAAAAAGAAUCUUAAGAGGAGAACGUGCAGCUGUACAGGAAAAGUUCCAGCAUGUGCCUCUCUAUGUCCACCGCCAGCGGGAAGAGCUGAUGUUUGAAUUCAAUCUCCAGCGACUGCAGUACAGAGUGCAAGAAAUCCAGGCCCUCCAGGAGAGUUCAAGGCAGAUGAAUAACAGUACAAGAGUUCUGCAGCUACAGAUGCUGGACCCACAGUUUCCUAUGCAAGAGAACCUGCACACAAAUUCUCUGCAAAGCCUUCAGACUCUGUUCCUGAAUACGAUCAGUGAAUUAGAAGAGGCACAGAAAGCUGUGCUGGCAAGACUUAUGAUCUGGAAGAGGCAGCAACAGCUGGCUGGGAAUGGAAUUCCCUUUGAAGAGGACUUGAGUCCACUACAAGAGAGGCUUGAAAGUUUGGUGAACAUUUGCUUCCAGCUCCGCAUACAAUUGGUUGCCGUUGGUGGUGAGCUUCAGUCCUCUCUUCAAGAACGUCUGGACAACAUAUUCAAUGCCUUCAUCAAAAAUUCCUUCCUGGUGGACAAACAGCCUCCUCAAGUUCUGAAGACUCAAACCAAGUUUCAAGCCACUGUCCGCUUCUUGCUGGGGCCUCUCUUGCUCAAGACUCCACACACAUCCUUCAUAGUCACCGCUGACAUUGUGACAGAGAAACAAGCACGUGAAUUGACCACUAGUCCUUCUGGAGGUGUCUUCAGUGAAAGCAGUGGAGAAAUUGUCAACAACACAGCACCUCUGGAGACAAAUGCCACAAGCAAUGCCUGCUGUGCUCUCUUCAAAAAUAUGCUUCUCAAGAAGAUCAAGCGCUGCGACCGCAAGAGCACCGAAUCUGUAACUGAAGAGAAGUGUGCUGUUCUCUUUAGUGUCAGUCUGUGCCUUGGGCCCAACAGAACCAACUUCCACCUGCAGGCCCUGUCCUUGCCCAUUGUUGUGAUAGUACAUGGCAAUCAAGACAAUAACGCCAAAGCCACCAUCUUAUGGGACAAUGCUUUUGCAGCUGCUAAUCGCAUCCCUUUCGUGGUGGCUGAACGUGUUAGUUGGGAUGACAUGUGUGAGACUCUGAAUCAGAAGUUCAUGGCUGAGGUACAGACCACUAAAGGUCUGCUGAAGGAGCACUACUUCUUCCUGGCCCAGAAGAUCUUUGGUGACAGUGGCGCCAGUCCUGAGGAAUUCCAGCAGCGCUCAGUAUCAUGGUCACAGUUCAAUAAGGAACUUCUUCCUAGCAGAGGAUUCACAUUUUGGCAGUGGUUUGAAGGUGUUCUUGACCUCACCAAGAAAUAUCUGAAAGAAUACUGGUCUGACCGACUCAUCAUGGGUUUUAUCAGCAAGCAGUAUGUUUUCAGUUGCCUGAGCAAUGCUCCAGUGGGUACUUUCUUGCUCCGCUUCAGUGACUCUGAGAUUGGUGGCAUCAGCAUCGCUUAUGUUACCUGCUACCAGGAUGGUUCCACUCAGGUGGAGAACAUCCAACCUUUCACGGCAAAGCAACUGUCCAUCCGUUCUCUUGCCCACUGUGUUCUGGAUCUGUUGCAGAUUCAGACACUGUAUCCCGACAGGCCCAAAACUGAAGCUUUCAGAAGGCAUCUUAAUGCAGAGGCACCACAAAAAGGCAGUUACGUCCCAGCCCAAUUGAGGAUAACUGUGGACCUACCUUCCUCGGUUCCUGUUCCGUCACUUCAGCCUCAAGUCAACUCCAUGAGCAAUUCUAACUUGAAUCUCGGAAUCACUUCUGAUCCGUCAUAUGACAGCUCAUCACUGAUGAUUUCAUCAUCCAGACACAUGUCUCCCUCUGACAACUCAGUAUAUGGAAGCCCCCAGUUGCAUUCUGAAGUGACCUACGCAUACUCUUUGGGAAAUGAGUCACCCCUCGGCCCAAUGGAUUCAUAUCCUAUGCCUACCGACGUGGAUAUGCCAGACAUCUCUCUGCAAAAUGAGCACGCUUCACCGUACGCAACCGAUCUUCAUAUGCUCCCAAACCAUAUGAUGCUACCUACGAUGAUGGUACCCCCCUCUGAUGAAGAACUGGCCCUGCUGUUGCGUCCUGAGCAAGAUCUGAACCACUAUUCACAGGAUCCAGCAUGACCCAACAUGUAUGCUUAACAUCCAGUACUUUGGGUGAACUUUCAUGGAAAGCCAAACCAUCAAGAAUUAAGAUACCAGAUUACAGGAGGGGUUGUUCCUCCCAAAUUCUUCCAGGGUACAGAACACUGCUCCCAUAUCUCUCUCUCUCCCUCACCUCCCCUUCCUCUUGAGAUCUUCUCUUGACUCAAAAGCAGUUUGGAUGCUUUGCUGGAUCAGACUCAUGGAGUGUUUCACUCUGCCCAAGGACAUUGACCGGCUUGGGAAGUAUGCAUAUUAUUCCAGGGCAGAGCCUCACUAUUAUGGAGCAGGACAGAGGCUCUCAUUCACUCGCUGGCUUCUUUGCAGCUUGGUGCUAUUGCUACUUUGGGCAAAGGGUAAGAGGACCUCCCUUGAUGAUCUGUGCCAAUUCUGAACAGCUUUGCAGCCUAGCUAGAAGCUACUUUUUCUCAGGAUUUUGAAGACUCACCAUGUUCCUUUGCUUCUCAAUAUAAGAUGAAGAUUUGUUGGGCUGCUGGAAACCUCUAAAAAGCCAAGCAUGUGGAUUGGCUCUUCCCUACUCUGUGACAGUAUCUCCUUCAGAAAAAAAGCAUUAUAUUAAUUAAAUAUCCACAAAUCCGUUGCUUCAUGUCCUAGACCUGUCUCUAGGCAGAGGGAAAUGGCUUCAUUAAGGGAUAAUAAUGGUGGUUCAGAAGUGUAAGUGAACCAUCAAGGGUCUAGGGGUCCUCAAACUAUGGUCCGGGGGCUGGAUGUGGCCCUCCAAGGUCAUUUACCAGGCCCUCGCUCAGGGUCAACCUAAGUCUGAAACAACUUGAAAGCACAUAACAAUCCUAUUUCAUCAGCCAAAAGCAGGUCCACACUUCCCAUUGAAAUACUAAUAAUUUUAUAUUUGUUGAAAUUGUUCUUAAUUUUAAUUAUUGUAUUGUUUUUAAGUGUUUUUUGCACUACAAAAAAGAUAUGUGCAGUGUGCAUAGAAAUUCAUUAAUGUUGUUUUCAAAUUAUAAUCGGCUCUCCAACAGUUUGUGGGACUGUGACCUGGCCCUCUGUUUAAAACGUUUGAGGACCCCUGGUCUGGAGCUUGAAGUGUCAAAAGCCAUUCUUCAAAGCUGCCCUUCUGCCCUUAGGUGUAGUGGAGGAAGGGUGCCCUCUCAUUAUCCGUGUUAAAGUAAAAUUCAACUACCUACUGCAUAAGGAAGGUCACCAUGUUGUACUUUGCCUCAGGCAGAAAAAUAUAGUGGGCUAAUCCUCUAAGCCUGCAUGUUUUCCUGAUAAUAUGGAGCUCAGAUCCUCCUAUCUUCCAGAACAAUCCAUUUUCAAUACAAUGGCCUGCAAGAUCCAGAUAGAAGAAUAUGGAGCAAUUUCUCUCAUCUUGAGGGAAUGGGAUAUUCCACCGGCGAACACAUUUCUCAACCCUUCUUAUUUGCAGUCUCGCUGUACAAACUUUUCCGCCAUCUGCCAGCGUCUCUGUUCCCAGCCUCGUAGCUGGUAAAAGGUGCAAUGUAAAAUAAGCCAUAAAAUAAGACUUUAUUCCAAAAUAACAAAAUAAAUAAUCUACUGUACACAUUACAAAGGAAA